Messenger RNA from Aspergillus alliaceus, 1310 nucleotides. Its product is annotated as carbon-nitrogen hydrolase family protein. The coding region runs from base 225 to 1130 and encodes 301 amino acids. Gene Ontology annotation, molecular function: hydrolase activity, acting on carbon-nitrogen (but not peptide) bonds, in linear amides. Lineage: Eukaryota; Fungi; Ascomycota; Eurotiomycetes; Eurotiales; Aspergillaceae. The transcript is spliced from 2 exons. The record is from RefSeq and is a predicted model, not a curated record.
CACUUAAACGUUCUCUUGAUAAGACUGGUAAAGAAAAGACGUUUUGCAUUUUCACCUUUGCUAGAGUCAAUAUGUUGCCUCGGCUGCUGAUGCCUUCACCGUGAUGCAGUUGACGAUCCAGUUCACUGCCACAUAAGCCCUAAAAUGCCGCUUUUUCUGAUUUUUUUUUUGUUUUGGCUGGAUCUAUCGUCAGGGUUCUAUUCUACUCUCGUUUGCUGCUCUUUAUGGCUCCCACCUUCAAGAUCGCCGUAAUCCAACUCUAUGUCAAGCCUCUCCGCCCUGCCGAAAACUUCGCUCGAGCUGUCAGCUUCAUCCGCGAUGCCGCCGCCCAAGGAUGUCACCUCGCAGUGCUCCCAGAAUUCCAUCUAACAAAUUGGAUCCCCAACGACCCUAGAUUUGUCGCCCUAUGCGCCGACUGGGAGACCUACCUCAAGCAGUACCAAGCCUUAGCCAAAGAAUGCAAUAUCUGCAUAGUCCCCGGAUCGAUCGUCCAGACCAUUCCAGACGGCUCCGCUCUCCCAACCCAACCCAAGCUAGAAAACGUAACCUACUUCAUCUCCAACAACGGCGAGAUUCUCGGCUCGUACACCAAGAAGAAUCUCUGGGGCCCAACAGAGCGUAAGCAUCUGCGAUCAUCCGGAACUAGCCCGCACCAGGUCGUCCAGACUCCGUUGGGUCCGGUGGGGCUGCUUGUCUGCUGGGAUCUGGCCUUCCCGGAAGCAUGGAGGGAGCUCGUGCAACAGGGCGCGAAGAUCAUCAUUGUGCCGACGUUAUGGACGCGGAGCGGCGCCUCGGAUGCCGGUCAUCGGUGGAACCCUUCGGCUGAAUCUUUGUUUCUGGAUAGUGUUCUUACGGCGCGCACAUUUGAGAAUACCUGUGCGGUGGUAUUUGCUAAUGCGGGGGGUCCUCCUGGGCGGAAUUACUGUGGAUUGUCGCAGGUUACGAUUCCGUAUGCGGGGCCGUUGGUGCGUCUGGGGACGUCAAGUGAAGGCAUGGCGGUAGCAGAGCUGGAUAUGGCGGUUUUGGAGGAUGCGGAGGCUAACUACUCCAUUCGGGCGGACAUGGAGCAGGCGGAUUGGCAUUAUAGCUAUGCACGUAAAGGAAAAGAGGAGCCAAAGAGUAAUUUAUGAUUGCAAUGGAAGAAUGUCACUGGUAUGCUGGUUAGUUAUAUGAUUGUGUAUGCUUCAGGUUUGCGUCAAGUAGAUAUACGCUAGAUGGAGACGAUAAAUCUUAAUAAAACCAUGGCAACCUGCAAUGGACAGCAAGCAAGAGAUCUUCUAACAUCAGUAUUGACCGUUGAAAGAAACAGU